AAUUCUAGCGACCGUUUCUUCUCGAGUUCAAUACGAAAGUUACUCCUAUUUAGACGAGCGUUCCAUUCAGGCAAUUAUUUCCCCACUUUAUUGCCUUAAACUCCCAAACGGCCCAGGUGCACCGAAUGCCAAUCUGUGGCAUACCUCUCCCGAUCUGCCCCCACAACUCAUACCAACACAAACCGAGAUGUCCUCUGUGUGCCCCUUAUCCUCCUCCACCACUUCGCUUCAGAAAGUUCGUACUGAGAUGCCCUGUACAACACGCACCGACCAUGCCAACAUCAGCCACAAACUCGAGUUCAUCGCUAGGUUACGGCGCUCUCGGUGAUCAUCUCGUCAAAUCCUUGCACCAGAAGACGUUCCUCGUCGAGGGCUACCUCCAGGACAUGGUCGGGCAUGAUGUUGUCGCUGUUGGCCACGACGUCAUCGGAAUUCAUCCGACCGCCAUGCCGUCGCCGUGUUCAGGGACGAACGUCACGAUCAUCUGGAGAGCGCCAAGGACGCCCCCGAGACUGCCGUCGCCUGCCGCACGUCAUCCGCUCCCUCGUCUUGCCCGCCUCGAGCUGCACUCCUUCGACUUCUUCCCAGUUGCGCAAGACCACCGGAGCGCUGAGAAACACCACGACCGAGUCUGCCAUAAUCGUCUUCCUAGCACGGUCGCCUUCUACCGCUGUUUCUGCGGAGAGCCACGUGUUUUGUUUGAGAGAAAAGGGGAACGAUCUUCGACUACCAAAAAGGCAAGUGACACACCCUCACAAAUGUCCUAGAUUUUAUUCAUGCACCGUAGUGAUUUUUGUAGUAAGUCUAGGGAUAUGCUUUGCUUUUGUAAUCCCAGUAGAUAGCUACUUCCACCUGACCAUAUUUUGUCGCCAUUAAAUUUAGUUGAUGCUUAGCUAUGCUAUGAAAAUGUUUUGCUAGUGGUUAAAGAAAAACAACUAAGUUUAAUGAACUACCUGGGUGAAUGGUGGAGCUUUGGAGCGGGUGGCUGCAUCAGGGGGGCCCUGUCAACGGCGAUACCCUGGUGUGAGUACACAUUUGCGGAAAGUCACCCAGGAAUAAAGAGAUUGUAGACAACCUUGCUCAUUAGCUUACCGUACAACCACAUGCUAUAUGGGCUCUGGCUUGACGGAGUAUGUUGUGAGAACCCGGGCCCUACGUGACAGAUGAUGUAGGGGAAUGUAGGUCGGUACGGGUCCGUAGAGGAUGGUCUGGGGGAUCACUUCAGAAAAAUCUCGUCCUAGUCGACAUCUGUCCAUUUGAGCAAAAUGUGCAUCAUGGAAGAAGAACAGGCUAGGUCAUGUGGGUAAAUUGUACAACCUCUGCAGAGUGUUAAAUCUAAGUACUUAGCCGCGUCCCCGGUUACGGACAAUUUGAGCGAACUGACAAGGCACAUGUUCGAAAGUCUCCUCACCCCAACUUCUUAAAUUAAAAUUUUGAUGGGUGAACAAGGGUAGGAGGAAUUCACUGGUUUCCAUCGGUGGUAUUCCAGGUUCAUUGAUUUCUAUCAAUGGUGUUAGGAAUAGUUAGCUUUACAUCUAGGCUAAGUAGUAAGUUAGCUUUCUUAUUAGGCUAACUAUUAGCAGUUAGAAUAACUGCGUUGGCCAAACGCUAAGUCGAACAGGCGCUUGUAAAUCUUACGCUAUAUGCGUCUGUACAAUGGGUAUAUAUACCCCAUCUCUUUGAUCAAUGAAUGACACUUGAUUCUCUGAAUCUCUUCAGUUCUAAACACGUUAUCAGCACUUGGACUCUGCCAAGAGCAACAAGGCCACAUCGCAGAAAGAGAGUUAAGAAUCAUGGAAGGACACCCUUUGACGUCGGCGUUCGAGCGACCUCACCUUCCACCACGGCAUCGACCGUUAUUGCGCUUUCCGGCUGCUCCCGGCGGAAGCCGUCGGUCCCGACGCGGCCACAGCCCGACGGCCGAUGGCGUGCCUGCUCCCUGCAGCACGGAGAACCAACAGACGCAGCCUCGUUUCGCGAACGGCGGUGGCGACGAUGGCCACGGCCGGCACUCGCAGCAGCGUCCUCCGACGUGCGGGAACGACGAUGGCCACAGCCGGCACUCGCAGCAGCCUCCUCCGGCGCGCGGGAACGACGAUGGACCACUGCCGACACUCGCAGCAGCGUCCUCUGACGCGUGGGAACGACGAUGGGCCACUGCCGGCACUCGCAGCAGCGUCCUCUGACGCGCCGCGGCGCCCCCAGAGCCGACUCCCAAAUGGCGCGAAGGUCCACGCCCGUCGCUGCUCCUCCUAGCAUGUCGCUGCCGCUCUUGGCGGUCCGCAUCCGCAGCGCGAGUACUGGUGGAGGCGGAGAACCUCCCCGACAACCGACGGCUAACGGCCGGCGCUCUGCUCAUCCCUGCCGUAUCCACACGGGAGAAAAAUUGGGGAUUUCUUAUCCCUUGCGAUUUGGGGACGAUGGGUUCUAGAAGAUGGCCAAGCAAAAUUUUCCCCAAUAAGUACACGGGAGAGAAAUUGUCAAACCUUAUCUCUUGGCUGUUUUCAUUCCCUCUGUCAGAUUUAGUAAUUUAUGCAAAUGUCUCUAUAGUUUCUGGUUCACACCCCAGGCUGAACUGAUAUUUAUAAUUUAACUCUCUAGUUUUUGUAGUAUGUUACAAAUUAGAUAUCAUGUUCAUGAGACUUUGCAUAUUUACAAUAUUGUUUUCAACCAA
Lolium perenne is the source of this 2674-nucleotide messenger RNA. The record is from RefSeq and is a predicted model, not a curated record. Lineage: Eukaryota; Viridiplantae; Streptophyta; Magnoliopsida; Poales; Poaceae.